Messenger RNA from Sus scrofa (pig), 10263 nucleotides. The record is from RefSeq and is a predicted model, not a curated record. NCBI's taxonomy places the organism in Eukaryota, Metazoa, Chordata, Mammalia, Artiodactyla, Suidae.
UAAAAUGUCCUAGUCCAGUCUCUCCUGUCAAAAUGGCCACACCAGGCCUCCUGAAAGAAACUUGAAAAAUUUGUAGACACUUAUUUCUGGAAAGGUCACUGGGAAUGACCUGAAAGCAUCUUGUGUUUGUAUGUACUUUGUGGAACCCUCUGUAGGCCCCUUCAGUAAAUUGGAUACCCAGAGUACAUAGAGAAAGUUGACUCAAUGCUUUUUUUAACAACAAUGAUAAAUCAUAAUUGUUACAGAAAGUACAAUCAUGGUGAUUAACAUUAAUAAUGAUAAUGGUCUUUAUGAUGAGAGCAAUAAUAAUAAGAAACUGAAGGAAAUGGGAGAACAGACUAUAGACCUCAGUGAAUGACCAGAGACCCAGUUAGGACUUGGGGUGGUUUGGAUCAGAGUUCUAGGUCUGCUUCUUGAGACUCGUUCCCUGAAGGUAAAGGACAGCAACGGGAGAGAAAAAGAAACACUGCAAGUGGGGCAUAGGUGAAAGCAAGGGCUCCCAGAAAAUCAUCAGCAGAUGAGACUUUCCAGGAAGAGAGGAGUCCUGGUCCAGGGCCUCUCUGCCACCCCAUCCCCAUCCCCUGGACAUCUCACAGGAGUGAGGACCUCCCUGGAGGGCAGACUGGACCGUUGAUCCAUUCCCUGCUUCCCUACAAGGAAUGGUUUGAUUGAAAGAACCAGCCUCCUUGCUGGGUGACUCAGAGGAAGAUAAAAGGAAACAGUACGCAGAAUCCAGCUAUCACCUCCAUCCCCGGACAUUUAAAUAACCCUCUUGAUCCUCAGCCCCCUCAAAUCACCUGGAAGAUUAAAUUCCUCAUCACAGUGCCUGCGUACAGCGGGCAGAGAGCAGAGCUUGAGACGCACCCUGGCACUACUUGCCUCUGUGAUGCUGAAGACAUUCUCCUUCCUUUGUAUUACAGAGACAAUUCAAAUUUCCAGAGUUGUAAACUUUGGAAGAUGCUCGUUGAACAUUCUGCACUAUGGAGACGUGUACCUGACACCUUACAGGGUAUGUAUGGACUCCCCUGAGGAAAAUUCUUGAUGGUCUCUACUGUAAACCCAGGGUGGCCAUUCUUAAACAGAACCCAUAUUGGGCUCCCUGAAGGCGGAAAUAUAGGAUGACUCGGUAGAGCUGUGAUUCUGUCCAAGGGCAGAACAUCAAUCAUUCCACUCCCUGAUUUAAAUUGAAGGCAGUUAGUUUUAGUCCUUUGAUCAUCGGAAUGUUUGGGUGUUGCAGAGAGAGGCCCCUGUUGUAAGGCAUCUCUUCCAGGGACACAUGGGAUUGGGGUUCCAGUCACUAAGUGCAGGGCUGUGAUCUGAAGCAUAACUCAUUCUGAAAUCAUGCCAGCUUUAAUUAAGGAAGCUGGGGAGAAGUGCCCUCACCAGACUAAACUCUGCGUGUUGUUUACUUGAGGAAACUCCCAGUCACCAAACUGCCCCAACCCCUGCAAGUAAGCAACUACACAACUGUGAAAUUUCAGAGUCAUGGAUCUUCAAGGAAAGUGACCUUCCUCCACUACUGUUCCAACACAACCUUGUCCUGGGUGCUGUUCCUGCUGUCAAUAGCAGGCAGGUGGUGAAUGUGCCCAGGCUGAAGGCUCUGUGGUUCCUGGUGCUGGAAGACAUUCCCCUGGUGUCUGACUGGGGCUCCUGAUGGCCCUCUCUGAAGGUGAUCGACUCCAUAGCCUAGACUAUAGGUGGCUGCUUCCUGCAGGCAGUAUUGCAGUACCUUCAGAAGUUCGGAUGAGAGUGAAUGGUCUCAACAACCAGAGUGUUGUCACAACUAGAAAGGAUGGAUUCCCUGCUGCACCUGGAGCUAAAGUACUCCUCCCACCACUGAAGACUUCCUGCUCCUGACACGUUCUCUGUGUGCCUCAAAAUGCCCAGCUGCCCCAUCCUCAGGCUCCAGGAAGUCCACAGCCUGGACCCAGGGCCUUACAGGAGGUGUCCCUCCGUUGUGUGGCAGCUUUUAGUCCCAGCCAGAGCACAUCCACUGAGUGGUGGAAGUGGUACCACAUCAUGACUUGGUCCCUUCCUCACUAUCCUUACCACACACCCUACAUCAUUUUUAUCCAUCCCCUUCCUGCCAUAUGGUUCUCUCUCUGGGGUUCCUAUUUUUCAGAAGCAUUUUAAACCAUGAGAGUCCAUAAUUCACAUUAAACUGUGUUCAGGGAACAGGAUCUGGAGUCAAAUACAUGUGAGCCUAAAAGAUAAAUCAACCAGUUAGGUGCCAUGGAGUUUUGGCCAAGUUACAUGAAUCCUGUCCAGCUUGAUUUCAUAAGAGGAAAGUUGGUGAUGAUAAUGGCAAAUAUAUAGGAUCUUCUGAAUAAACGACAAGAUUAUAAGUAAAUACUCCUGUUAUACCUAACACAUAUCAAUAUUGAUGACGCAUUUGGGUAGAUGGCUUCUUAGAUCUUCCAUAAUAGUUAUCCAUGGACUUUGGGACAGGGCAGGAGCAGAAGAUGGAAAUAAGUUUGAAAGAAUUCUUAGGCUGACGGUCUGGGAAUGGACAGCACUACUGGAACGGGUGUUCUGUAAUCAGGACCACCAUCCUAACAGUGGUUAUUUCUGAGGAGAUGGGUCUACAUUGUCAAGUUUUUGAAAAUGAUUGUUUUUCAUAUUAAACACUUUUUAGAUAUAUAUAUUUUAGAAACUAUAAAACAUGCUGUUUUUAAAGUAAUGCUAUCAAUUUUAAGUAAAAUAUACAUGUUCUGCAUGAAUAUUAAAUGGUGGGAGAGUUUAGUAUCAUCUCAAGAUAGUGCUGAUGGAGAUAAGAAACUACACUCUAUGGUCUCCUUGGAGAGGAAAAUAUACAGACCAAGGGCCGCUGGUGGUUGUGCAGUAGAUAACUGGCUCUGAAACAGACAAAGCCCUGAUUUAUACCAUCUGCUGAUUUUUCUUGUAUAUAAUGGCAAAAUCCAAGCUAAAAAGAGCUUACCACCCAAUUCACAAAACUGUGGAAUAUUUUAUAAGCAACUCUUAGGAGGUUAAGCAUACCAGGUUAAGCAUAGCUCUAUGAGAGGAAUUGAAAUGUGUUAAAGAAAAUUAGUAACUCCUUUAUGGCCUAAAGGCAGGAGUUCAUUGGUGGAAUUGAGAAAGAGUGAUCGAUCACUGGGAUGCCCUAGCUCAUCUUUUAGGGAAGUUAAUUAGGGUAGCUCCCCCCAUCUCAGACUUAGUGACCCCUUGAGUGGACCUAGCUUUUAAUAGUUGAGAGGAAUAAAGGCCAGAAACAUGAUUAUUUCCCCUUUUGAAACCAGCCCUGCCCUGUUUUAUGUGUUUGAGAAGGAAGAGACUUCACGAUUUUUUCUGCUGCUCAAGAUAGAGCCUAGUUAUGGUGAAUGAUUGUACACAAUCAGGACCCAGGGGAGACUUCGGCUGUGAACGACUUCCUUGAUGCAGUAUUAGCAUCUCCCGUCUUGAGUUAAGUGGGAGUCCACAACUUGAUUAAGAUGCUGCCAAGGCUUGACACCCAGGGGAGAUAAUCCAAAGUUUAAGUGUGUGGCCCAGCCUCUUCAACUGCUGUGAGUUUCUAAAAGAAUUAACUUUAUCCCUCAGCACUGGGUGUGGAAGAUGUAGGCUUCUUUGGACAUACCUCUGUUCCAUUGCUUGACAAUUUGAAAUUUACCUAAUGCUUAGAGCAAGAUGUUUGGAAUGGGUGGAUGGCAGUCCAAAUCAGACUUCUACUUUAAGUGAACACUGUGGUCAGUUUAAAUUCAGAAAAGGUUAUGGGAUGACUGCUCUAAGAAGAAUGAUCCAGCUAUUUCUGUCCUUAAUUACCAAGUCAUUUCCAUCAGCAAUAGGAAGAAAACUUCUAAACCCAGAAAAUGCCGUUACCUAAUCUCAAACAAAGAAAAGAUGAGCUCCAGUCCCAUGCCAGUACCAAAGGGAGCUUUUAUAUACCCUAAACUCAAGGGUCUUUCAAAAGGAGGGACUGUUAGAGGCAGGUGUAAUGUAGCCCCAAGCAUGAAGAGAGCCAGGUGGUCACCUGACUAUCUCAGAGCCUAUCCAAUGCCAGCCUGAUGCAGUUGCUUGGAAGUGGUGGGUUGAGUGAUAGUUGACAUUUCUUGGGCAGUUGGCUGUUCUCCAUUUAUUUCAUGUUAAGUGGGAAUAAUGAGAAGACCUGGCUCUUAUUUAAGUCUAAAACCACUGAUUUUUGUGAGUCUCCCUAAGGAUGACAUUGAGCACCAUUUUUUACUCUCACACUUUUUUUGUUUGUUUGUUUUGUUUUUUGCUUUUAGGGCCAUAGUUGCAGCAUAUGGAGGUUCCCCAGCCAGGGGUCAAAUCAGAGCUACAGCUGCUGGCCACAGCCACAGCCACAGCAACGCAGGAUCUGAGCCAUGUCUGUGAACUAAACCACAGCUCAUGGCAACACCAUAUCCCCAACCCACUGGGUAAGUCCAGGGAUCGAUCCUACACCCUCAUGGAUCCUAGUCAGGUUGGUUAAACAGGUGGGCUAUGAAGGGAACUCCUACUCUCACACUUUUGACAUGUGCUUAUCAUCUCUGUGUUGCAGUUUCCUCGUAUUAAUGUGAAUUGUAACACUACCUCACUUUUAAUAUUUUUGCAAGAACGACUCAGUCCAUUUGAAGUCCAUAGAAUUUUGCCUUGUGUACUUGAAAGCUCCAGUUGUUGACUUGAUAAGUUUGAUGCAAAACAUCACAUAAAGACCAAUUCCUUCAGAAAUUGUAUUAAUUUAGUAAAGUUUACAUACAAUAAUAAGAAAUGAAAGAAAUAAUGCAUCUAGUAAUCCAGGAGAUCCAAGUCACUUGAGUCAUCUGGAAUAUUUGAGGGCAGUUGUUCUCAAUUCUCCUAACACAGGCCCUUGACCUCUGAACCAUCUGCCCAUAGGACCUGAUUCAGCAUUCUUUUGAUUUCAGGGCACUGAUUCUUCAUGGUGGUAUGAUGAUGAGAAGGAUGACAAUGACAGAAAAUUUUUUUAAAUCCAGUAUUUGUGCUCAAAAUGAAUGUUAUUGAAUGAUUUUUCUUCAAAAACAAUAUGUUCUUUUAUAUCUCUAUAUUUCCAUGUAUCUUAAAACAUGUCCUAAGUCUUUCAAACUUUUAAUACCAUGGUUGACCCUGGACAUCAUGGGGGUUUACAACUUUAUAGUCAGCACUCCAUAUCUGCAGUUCCACAUCCAUUCAUUUUAGGUGUAUUGCAAGCAGACAUGAUAGCUCUAAUCUAGAAAAGAAGUUGGUUAUUUUCAAUUUAGAGCAGUAGAAGAAAUUGGAAUGAUUGACUAGAUGUCGAGCCAGCCAGAACACUGCAUGAAAGAUGGGAAACGGGCUGACACUGAGUCUUGGGUCAUUCCAGUGAGGUUGAGGAAUUCUGUGCAGAGGACAUGGGAGAAGGACUGUUUAGAGUAGAUUGAAGACAGGAGACUGAGGUGUCAGCUAAGGCUGGGAACAUUUCUGCGAAGGAGGUCACAGUUCAGCUUUUGUUUUCAAGUAGUGAUUCAUAUGUGGGGAGAUAAUUGUUGAUGCUAACAAUAUAUAUUAUAAAAACAAUCCUUGGGAGUCUUGGCAAGUCAGGGGAGAGGAGGUUAUGAGGAAAUGAUACUGGCUUCCGGUUUUGGGAUGAAAGGAGGAUAGAUAGGCAGGGACUUCUGAGAAAAUUAGCUGAAAUGAAGGAAUUGCUUGUGGAGAGAGGGCAGUUUUCUGGUAAAGAACGAAACAGGAGAGAAAGGAAUUUAGUUGGAGACUGAGGCUGGACUUAGCCAGAGGCAGCAGGAGGCUUGAUUUUGAAGGGAGGAGAGGAGUAACUGAUGGGUAUGAAUGGAAGAAUAUUUGUAAAUAUUAUGAUUGUCAAAUGAAUUUGUCACAUUAUGUGAUUCAUCUGCCUUAUAAACUGAAUUGUGUGCCUCAAAAGUCAAAUAUUGAAGUUAUCCUCAGGCCUCUGUGUGUGAUGAUACUUGGAGAUGAGGCCUUAAAAUUGUAAUUAGGUUAAAGUGUUAUUAGGGUGGGCCCUAAUCCAAUUUUGCUGGUGUCUCUGCAAGAAGAGGAGAAUAUGGCACAGUCAUGUCCAAUGGGAAGACCUAUGAAGACACAGGGAGAAGACAGCAGUCCAGGAGCUAAGCAGGGAGGCCUUAGAUGAGACCAGCCCUGGCUUCACUUUGAUUGCAGACUUACAGCCUCCAGAAUUGUGAGAAAAUAAAUUUGUUAUUUAAGCCAUCCAAUCUGUGACACUUUGUUAAAACAUCCUUAGAAAACUUAUAUAAUAUGUGCAGUAGGAAAUAACUUCAUCUUUUGAAAGGUAAGAAUGUGUAGAUUCAAAAGGCAUGGGAAAAACUUGGAAGUAUUUUUUAAAGCAAGGAAUUGAAACAUUUACUUUGUAAAACAUAGUAGAGUUGCCAGAUAUAUUUGACAUCUGCUAGAGGUAGUGAUUCUGUGUUUCAGUAGGGAUCAACUGAGUAGUGUAUGUGUCAGAUGCAAUCCUGGAAAUGGGAUCUCAAAGGGGAAGUGUGAUUAAUAGUUCAAGACACCUAGAAAAUGUUCUGGUCUUGGUAAAUACCUAUUGAAAUGAGUAAGUGUGAAUUAAACUGAGCAGGAAAAAUGUAGAGAGAUGUAGCUUAAUGUUUGAAAGGUAAAAUCAAUACAUUGGAGGUCCCCAUGUGGCAGAGAACCUGAAUAUGAGGUGUAAUUUUAUGAAAAAGUAGGAAGGAAGUAAGGUUUUAGUAACAGGAUGGGGCUCCUGAUGAUUAACACCAGAAGUGAUAUUCCAGGUAAAACCUAGAUGUGAUAUGUAAUUCUUAAGGAAUUUGAGGUAGGAGACAGACAAAACAAAAUUUAAACUAUGAAUGUGUCAUUUUCCACCUGUGACUUUGUUAUAUGAUUAAAUUUUUUGGACCUCUUCAAAGGUCAUUUGUUAAAUUGGUUAAAUUGGUAAACUGACUAAAAUCUCCAAGUUUAUUGUAAGGAUUAAAUGGGUGAGUUAUGUAAAUAUCCAAGCACAGAGUCAUGUUUGAUACAAAUAUAUCUUUUUUUUCCUUUUUCUGGACCUCAGGUACGAAUGGGUGAGUUUAUCCUCUUUUGUUUAUGAUGCAUUAUCAUCAUUUGCCAUGAAAUAUAUUUAGUUAUUAUUGGUAUUUUAGGGGAGAAUUUACACUUUAUAAAUGCUUUCUCUGUGCGUCUGUCACACACAUUUGUGUGCAUAUGCGUAUAUAUGCAUGUACACAUACAUGUGUGUGUGUAUAUAAUGAAAUGCAGGAAUAUUGUAGCUAAUGAAGGUUAAUACAGAACAGGAUUUCAACUACCACUUUACUAAGGUAAUCAGAUGGAGUUAACUAGAUUUUCUCCUAAACCCCAGCCAUCUUUGACCUAGAGGAUAAGACUGUCCAUGAUAGUAACAGACUCUUGUCCCCCUGCUGCUUUCUGGUGCAGGGUGAGAGGUGGGGGCAGUUAGGGACUAGACUCUCUCAGUGGGUGCCAUGGUUCCUCCAAAUGGAAUAAGUCCUUGAAUUAACUCCAUAUCAAAGAAAUUAUUGGUUGAUUGACUUCCAAGUCUGUGAGGAACAGAACAAAAAGUCGGGGUUGAGGGAGUGCUGGAAGGGAGUGAGGCUCCAGAGAGCUUCCAGGAGUGCUGGAGAAGCCUUGCUGGUACAUAUGGCAAGAAUCAAGACAUGGGAGCACUUCCCAGUGUUUACCUUUAGGUGAAAACCAAAAGCUACAUGUAGCACGAGGCAGGGGUCACUGGUUUGAUCAGUGAAGGAACUGCAUAACUCUGGAUGCUAUGGGCUAAUUAACGUAUAAAGCUCAGUACUUUUAAUGUUCUUAUCCAUUAGUUAUCUGUAUUUCUGUGUUUUUUGUUAGCAACUAUAGUUAUAGUCCCUUUACUUUGACCCUGAAAAAGGAGAAGAGGCCUCUGUAUUUCUCAUCGAGUGCACUGCAUGUCUUUUAGACUUGGAGGUCACACCCAGGUACAGGUUUGGGGCUUCAUGAAAUGGUGGACUGGGAGGUGUGCACAGGACUCAAGUCUCAUGGCUUCUCUCCCUAUCCUCAGCUUUGCCUGCUUAAUACAUGGAUUGUCAGUGAGUGAAAACCCAGAGCAAGACUGCUGGCAACAGAGUUAUUGACAAUGCAGCCACUGGAAUCUGUGACAUUCGAAGAUGUAGCCAUAGACUUCAGCCAGGAGGAGUGGGCCCUGCUUGACACAUCCCAGAGAAAGCUCUUCAGAGAUGUGAUGCUGGAAAAUAUCAACCACCUGGUCUCUCUAGGGUAUCAUCAUAGCAAAUCGGAUGUGAUUUUCCACUUGGAACAAGGUGAAGAGCUGUGGUUUGAAGGAAGAGGAUUUUUCCAAAGCCACAGUCCAGGCAGGGAAAGUGCCCUUAAAGAAGAAAUGUUAGCCACAUGGAAUAUCAGCAGUAAGGAUACAUCUACAAUCAUCCCAGUGCAGGUAUCUCACACUCCAGAGGAUCCCUUUGAAUGUAAUGAUUUGGGAGAAGAUUUCAUAUAUAGCUCAACACUGAGUCAGCAUUUGUUAACUCACAUGGAAAAAAUACCCUGUAUCAGCAAACAGUGUCAGAAACCCCUCAGUGACCAAUCAUACCUUAAUCAGCAUAAGCAGAUCCACACUAGAGGUAAGUCAUGUGAGUGCCAUCUGUGUGGGAAAGCCUUUAGUAAUUGCUCUAGCCUUAGAAGACACGAGAUGACUCACACUGGCGAGAAACCCUAUGAAUGCCAUAUCUGUGGGAAUGCCUUUAUUCAAAGCUCUGACCUUAGAAAACACAAUCUAACUCACACUGGAGAGAAACCAUAUGAAUGUCAUCUCUGUGGGAAAGCCUUUAGUCAGUCCUCUAACCUCAGACAGCAUGAGAGGACCCACACUGGGGAGCAACCUUAUGAAUGUCAACUGUGUGGGAAAGCCUUCAGUAAAUGUUCUGCUCUUAGACGACAUGAGAGAACUCACACUGGAGAGAAACCUUAUGAAUGUCAUCUCUGUGGGAAAUCCUUCAGUCAGUGUUCUGCCCUUAGACGACAUGAGGGAACCCACAAUGGAGAGAAAAGUAUGAAUGCCUUCAGUAAAUAUUCUGACCUUAGAUGAUGUGGAACAAAAGUUACAAAUGUAGAGGAGACUUCAACCAUAGCUUUAGCAUUUAAACACAGAGGACUCACAUUGAAGAAGCACUGCAAUCAAUGUGAAAGAUCCUUCGUUCAUCUGUACUCAUUUUGACAUCUGCAAACUUAAGUAGAAGAGAAUCUAUGUGUGUGACAUUUAUGUGGCAAAACCUUCAAUGAGUGGUCUGAUCAUAGAUGACAUUGGAGAACUCAUACUGUAAAUAUAAGGAAUGUGGAAGUCUUUAACAACAACUCUAAACUAUAAACACACUAGAGAGCUUGCACAGGGAGAACCCAGGUCUAUAAUCAAGGUGAAGAUGCUUUCAUCUAUAAUUCAUGGUUAAGCAACAUGAGCAAAAUCCAUUUGGAAAAACACUUAGGUGCUUAAUCACUGAACAAACAUUCACGCAAGCAGUCUUUUUUUUUCUUUUUAGGGCUGCACCUGCAGCAUAUGGAAGUUUCCAGGCUAGAGGUCAAAUUGGAGGUGCAGAUGCCAGCCUACACCAAAGCCACAGCAACACGGGAUCCAAGCCACAUCAAUGACCUACUCCACUGCUCACAGCAACACUGGAUCCUUAACCCACUGAGUGAAGACAGGAAUUGAACCCACAUCUUCAUGGAUACUAGUCAGGUUCAUACCCUGCUGAACAUGGGAACUCCCUCAGCCAAGCAGUCUUGAUAUGCACAAGAACACUCCAUGAAGGAAUAACCCCUAAAAUGGAUGUAAGAGAAUGAAGGCUCUUGAGGAGUACCAAGUAAUUCAUUCUGGAGAAGUGAUUCAAUGAAAAAUCCUUUAUUCAUGGAGCAAUGCCUGUGGUCCAUUGUGGACUCAGACUGUACAAAACACUUUCAGCGUAAUGAAAGAAGGAAAGUUUUCAAUGAUUUCUCAUUUCAUAAUCAACCUUAAGGUUCUCACACUGAGGAGAUGGGGAUCCUAAAAUCAAAGUGGAGAGAUUUUCAUCUAGAUUUCACAUUCAGAAAACUAAGUUUAGGAGGAAAAAAAACUUUUCAAAGUUCUUUUAACAUACAAUUUAGCAAAUAAUUCUGAAUUUGUAGAGAACUAUUAAUGGGGUAAAUCUGACAUAUAAAUGCAAGAUAGUAAAGUGAUUUGGGAAUACCCAAAUGCAGAAUUUUGUAAGAAAUUAAACAUUUAGAUUAAUUUUAGAUUACUUGUAAAUAUUUGAACAAUAAACUUUGUUACUGAAAAACCUA